This is a messenger RNA of Lecanosticta acicola, 912 nucleotides long. The record is from the annotation of a GenBank genome assembly. NCBI's taxonomy places the organism in Eukaryota, Fungi, Ascomycota, Dothideomycetes, Mycosphaerellales, Mycosphaerellaceae.
AUGGCGAGCAACGUUAUCGUCUUCGGUCCUACGGGCAACGUAGCGUCUAUUGCGGCGAUUACCGCUCGAGAGCAAGGGGCAAAGGUUUUUCUUGCUAUGCGCGAUCCCAAGAAAUCUAUCUCUGGCCUAAGCGAGGAAGCUGAACGUCAAGGCGAAUAUCAAAGAAUUCAGGCGGAUUUGACAGUGCCCGACACCGUCUCCUCGGCUGUCCAUCAAUCCGGAGCAAAGCGAGCUUUCAUUUACGUCGCGCAUGGAUCCGAAGACCACAUGCGAUCGACCGCCGUGGCACUGAAAGACGCCGGUAUCGAGUUUGUCGUUUUCCUGGGAAGCUUUACGGUCGAGGACCCCCACGAGGUGCAACAGGAUGACCCAAUUGCCUACGUCCAUGCGCAGGUGGAGAUUAGUCUUGAAGAAGUCUUCGGAAGGGAGAAUUUCGUCGCAAUUCGGCCGGGAGGAUUCGUUACGAACUCUCUGAGAUGGAAGAAAGGUAUCUUGGCUGGACAUUUGCAAAUGUACGGUACCGACUUUGAGAUCGACUGCAUAACGCCAGAAGAUAUGGGCCGGGUCUGUGGUAACAUCCUGGUCCGGGGCUCGGAAAAGCAUGCCGUGUACCUGUAUGGACCCCAGAUGGCGAGUCACAAGGAGGUCGCGAAAAGUGUUGCGAGAGCGUUAGGCAAUCCGGACUUGUCGGUAGAGGAGCUUGACCCGGAAGAGGCGACGAAGAGAAUGGCGGGUGCCGGUGUGCCAAUGUCCAUUAUCAAAUGGACUAUUCACAGACAGGGACGCGACAAUAAGGAGCCCGUGCCUCGACCUCACCACUUGGAGGGCAUCGACAACAUUAGGAGAUACACGGGCAGGCCGGCCAUGGCGCUUGACGAAUGGGCGCAGCAAAACCGUGCCCUGUUUGUCUGA